Molecule: messenger RNA, 2255 nt
Organism: Klebsormidium nitens
Lineage: Eukaryota; Viridiplantae; Streptophyta; Klebsormidiophyceae; Klebsormidiales; Klebsormidiaceae
Source: the annotation of a GenBank genome assembly
GUUAAAACUUGUUGGAAGGGGAUGGCUCUUCCAAGUCUUUCUGUCUCGAGCCUAGUGAGCUGAGGCUUGAAGUUGAGCAAUCAGUACGUUGGAAAACCAUCUUGUAUGGUGGCAGUGGAGCCCGGUUGCCCCUAGGACCUGAGGGAGCAACUAGGUAUGGACGCCGCUGCCGCCCGUACGGUGUGCGAUCGUCUCAGCGUGGCACCUGACGUCGAGGAGAAGCUGCCCUGGAAGUUGAGAAGCGGGGAGGAAGGCGCGACGCAAGACGAGAAGCGGGCGCACUUGCAGGGCCUGCUCGAGCGGGACGCUGCGCUUUUUCUUGAGAAGUAUGGAGAAAGCCUGAGCGGCGAUGAGCUGUUGCAGUUUGAGGGUCUGAAAGGUGAUUACGAAGUCAAUUGGCACCUCAACCGGCUGAAUGACAGUCUGAGCCCCAGCCCCCAGCGGGAGAAGGCGCGCGCAGCGCAGGUGAAGAAUCGCAGGCUAGCCUACAUGCAGCGCCUGGAAGAUGAGGGCACCUACUUCUCCGAGGACGCCAUGCGCGAGCGCGCCCCCCUUCUCCACGAGCAGUUCAUGGGUCCCCAAACUGACGCCAGUGAAACUAGGAGUGGGAGGCAGCCCGUCGUUCCGCGCCCAGGCGAGGGCCUCUCGGAGCUCAUCAUUCGGCAGGCCAAAGAGGACCACAUCGCGGCGCGGCUCAAGCAGGAGCGGCAGGACUUUGAGAAGCAGGCCGCCACGUUGCAACAAGAUCUAGACGACGCAGCCGCAGCGUCAGGCCUACACAAUGGAAACCAGGCAGAAAGAGAGGAAGAAGCAAACGUGGCAGACUCACCCGGAGAUAAGCAAGUGGAACCUGUUGCGAUGCCCAGUUUGGAAAGCCCUCCAAGUCGAGGCCCGAGCACCGGCGCAAAAGCUCGCGGCGGUGUGCAUCAAAAGACGGGCCAGCUACGGUUUGGCACCAUUUCCGGGGCUUCGGUUGCAGGUGCGGCGGUGACGGUCGGGCCAACGGAUGCUCAGCCUGCGGGAAGCACCCUGGGGGUGAACGAAGUGGGAAAAGGCAUCAGUCUGCUGACGUCAGACGAGCCCAUGCGGGCAGCGGUCGAAUCGAACGAGGCGAUAGCCGGGUCAAGCGGGGAGCAUGAUCCGAGCAGUUCUUUUGCCGGCGGCGGCGGCAACAGACGGGAGCCGUCUAAUGGGGCGAGCCGGGUGAGUGGAGGUCCCGCGAAUGCGAACGGGCACAGUGUGAACGGGCACAGUGUGAACGCCCGUAGCGUGAAUGGGCGCAGUGUGAGCGGCAGCGGAGAGGCUGAAGAGGAAGUGUCGCACGCUCGCUUUGGCGAGUUCACCACCCCCGAGCCCGUCAGCGCGUCGCGCAUCGCGAGUCAGGUCGUGCGCAGCGUUCUGGAGAGCGCGGGCGCGGGCGCCGGGUCACGGCACCCCGUCACCCGUUACGGGGAAGUCCGAGACGGGCCGUUUAGCGGGAGCGCGGAUGCGCGGACGCGUGCCGGGGCGUCGGACCGUGCGUCGCGGAAUGUUCAACAACUAGGCGCGGGGGCGGUUCCCAGUUUAGAACAGCGUGCGCAGGCAGCAGCGGAGCUUCCUCCGGACGCGGAGGAACGGGGAGGUGCAGCGGUCGGGAGCAGUGGCGGUGCGGGGCUACGAGAUGGCGGCAGGGGGAUAGGAGAUGGAGGCGAUGAGGAGAUGGACACGGACGAGGAGGAGCUGGGCAGCCGGACUCAUACGGGCAUGUCAGAGCUGGGUGGGGACACACUCGAUGUGGACUCUGGCCCGAAGGGGCAGAUCGACGACUUCCGGCGGAUAAUGCGGGAGCGGUUCCUGGAGGGCCAGGACGGAGAACACGUGGACUACCGGGCGGUUGACAGCGAUGCGAAGCUCGACGACGACUGGCUGGGGCAAGUGGACCGGGACGCGCAGGAGAAGUACUUUGAUGAGGACUGAGCUUGCAUGAGGACUGAGCUUGCCUCUUAAUGGCGAGGGCGAGAGCCGUGUAAAUGUAUAUAGAUGGUCGACAGUUUGAGCGAGUGGCCCAGGCAGAAACGUGGUCGGUUGUUCAGGUGGCUGCUGGCAGCGCAAAUCAGUAAAGGUCGUGGGCACUCAGUGUUACAAGACAAUUGUUUAAGGAGUCCGUUCGGCGAGUGCAAGCCUGCCGACGGGGUUCACUGAAUCUCUGUCAUGGAUCACUUGCAGAGUGCAUGCAGUCGGUUCUGUACAAAGUUGUAUUAUAUUGUAUAUAUUAU